Messenger RNA from Toxoplasma gondii ME49, 3709 nucleotides. RefSeq names its product cysteine-tRNA synthetase (CysRS). Gene Ontology annotation, biological process: cysteinyl-tRNA aminoacylation. Lineage: Eukaryota; Apicomplexa; Conoidasida; Eucoccidiorida; Sarcocystidae. The transcript has 14 exons. Bases 1 to 2697 code for a protein of 898 amino acids. Gene Ontology annotation, molecular function: cysteine-tRNA ligase activity; ATP binding. The record is from RefSeq and is a predicted model, not a curated record. Gene Ontology annotation, cellular component: cytoplasm.
AUGCGGUCUCCAGUGCUCCCCCAGAAAUCGUCUGUCCUGCGUUUCCUUUUCCUCGGCUGUUCUUUGUUUCUCCUUUUUUUCUCUCCCUGCCCACGGAACCGCGUGUCUGCGUUUUCUCUAAGCGAUGCUGUGGCGAACUGUGACCGACACGAAGCCUGUAGUCUACGUUCUCCCGUCGCCGCGCGUUUCGUGUGUAGUCGACCGUUGCGCUCAAGGCCGCUGACAUGGACCACGAGAACCCGGUUUCCGUCCAGCUUUUUAUUUCUCUCACCGCAAAACUCUUUUGUGCGCUCGGAUUCUGCCCCUAAAUCUGCCUUUGUCUGCAUGCAAGGCUCGUCCCUUCUUCUCCGGUUCCCUCCGCGUAACGCUUCGAAUCGGGCGUUGCGUCCUGCGAAGCCGUUUGCGCUUUUCCAUCGCACGUCGUGCGCUUUUUUUUCGACGCAUACCUGCUGUUCUUCGGCCUUUCUUUCUCUGCGGAAUUACUGUUCCACUGCGCGCAACUUCCACGUUUCAGACAGCCGUAGAUUCUCCAGUUCCUCGGCGUCCGCCCCCUCAGGGAAACCCAGGAACUUCAGGGACACUAACGGGAGCUCUUUAUCCCCGCGAGUGCAGCCGAGUUUCGCGGAGAAACCCUCGCUGAAAAUGGCGACCGAAGAAAGGAACGGCACUGCAUGCUGCGGCCCAGCUGUCGGAGAACACUGGGAAAUGCCAACAAAGGAGGGAAAGCUCCUCACGGGAUUGAUGGUGAACAAUUCCAUGGCCGGUGGAAAAGUCGAAUUCGUUCCCCAGAAAGGCAACCGCGUCUGCUGGUACGGCUGCGGUCCAACUGUCUACGAUGCCAGUCACAUGGGUCACGCUCGAACGUACGUCACUUUCGACGUCAUUCGCCGCAUUAUGAGUGACUACUUGAACUACGACGUCACCAUGUGCAUGAACAUCACAGACAUCGACGAUAAAAUAAUCAAACGCUCCACUGAACAGGGCGUCGACUUCCUGACUCUUGCUCGCCACUGGGAAAAAGAAUUCUUCAAUGACAUGACAGCUCUGAACGUUCGGUUGCCCACGGUCGUCACGCGCGUCAGCGAAUACAUUCCGGAGGUAGUGGCCUUGAUUGAACGCAUCGUGAAGAACGGCUACGGCUACGAAAGCCAAGGCUCUGUCUACUUUGACACUCAGACCUUCAGAAAGAACGAAAAACACGUUUACGGGAGGAUGGAACCUACCUCCGUCUCGGACGAAGCUCGAGUCCUCGAGGGCGAAGGCGAGCUCGGCCUUACUUCCUCGGAGAAGAGGCACCCGUGCGACUUUGCUCUCUGGAAGAAGGCGAAAGAGGGAGAGCCUUCCUGGGAUUCCCCAUGGGGCAAGGGCCGACCAGGCUGGCACAUUGAGUGUUCUGCGAUGGCUGACAGCAUCUUGCCUUUCCCCCUCGACAUCCAUAGUGGAGGCAUCGACCUUCGUUUUCCUCACCACGACAACGAACUUGCACAGUCCGAAGCGGCAAACGAUCGCCCUCAAUGGGUGAACUAUUUUCUUCACUCUGGGCACCUCCAUAUCCACGGAGCGAAGAUGUCCAAGUCUCUGAAGAACUUCAUCACCAUCAAGGAGUGUCUCUCGCGCUUCACAGCUCGGCAAAUUCGCCUCCUCUGCUUGAUGAAUAGGUGGGACUCCUUCAUGAACUACAGCCCAGACGGCGAGACGAUGCAGCAAGCUGUCGACGUAGACAGAGCGUUCGACAAUUUCUUUGCUCUAGUGAAGGCGAAACUGCGAGACGCCACGCCUGUCUCCGACUACGCCCAGAAAUGGACGUCAGACGACUUUGCUCUCAACGAAACUCUUCGUGCGACGAAGGAACAGGUGCAUAAGGCAAUUUUGGACAACUUCAACACACCUGAGGCACUCGUAGCGCUCCAGCACCUCAUGUCGGCAGCGAACAGCUAUCUAAAUCAAAAGACUGGCGAGGAUGUAAAGGCGCCUCUCGUCAAGGAAGUGGCAAAGUACAUCUUCCACAUGCUGAAGAUUUUCGGAGUCGUGGAAGACGACGAAGACAACAUGGCCUACGUCAAGUCUAAGGGCUCAUCGGCGGCGGCUGAGGAAGUCGAUGGCUUAGUCCAAUGCCUUGGAGCCUUCCGAGAGAUCGUGAGAACGAGUGCCUCGCAUGGCAUGCGCGUCGUGAACCAAGACCUGAAGCGAGUUGCGGCGUCUCCUGUGGGGAGCGAAGUGUCUCCGUCUGAUGAAGAGGGCAAGGGCGAUCUGCUGGCAUCUCUGAGUGAGACAAUGCGCUCGCUGCUGCAAGCGUGCGACGACGUCAGAGACAAGAAGCUUCCCGAGUUGGGGAUUCUUUUGCAGGACCGACCAGAUGGAACCUUUGUCUUCAAACGCGUCUCCAAGGAAGAACUGCAACGAGCAAAGGAACUGAAGGAGGAGGAAGAACGGAAGCGACGCGUGCAGAGAGAGGAACAGCAGAGAGCAGCUGCGGAACUGCAAGCAAAGAAGGAACGAGAAAGGCAGGUGCCGGCAGCGGAUUACUUCCGAGUUUUGCAUGCAGAACUCUACGCGACCUUUGACGACCAAGGCGUCCCCCUCACCCUGAAGACUGGAGAGCCUGUCUCAAAGACGCAGAGACAGAAGAUGCUCAAGCAAAUGGAGAAACAUCAAAGGGUCCACGAGCAGUGGCUCGCGUCUCAAGGACACACUUGAGUGGCGGCGAGAGGGGAAGCGGCUGCAUGCACAGUUUGUCGAGUAAGAAGUCAGUGGAAAUUUGCGGUCAGAAAGACUCAGAUCUCUCACCAGCUCCCUUUUCGAAAGGAUUGCAUGUGCGACUUGAGAAGUACUGCAACGCGUCGUUUCUCUUUCAGGGACCCGCUGUCUGCGAGGCGAGGGUUGCUUUGCAGACCGGCGCCAGAGCAUCCAGAGACUUUCACAAGUAGCCAUGUGCUUGCACAUUUAUAGUGCUCCAAUCGCAUGCAAAGGAACACACAUAGAAGUGGAGGAAAGGCCACUGAGCACCUCUUCCCCAUGACACUGCGGGCGCGUGCAGGCGGACGUGGCGAGACAGUGGGAGAGCAUGCAGCGACUUUCGCUGGGCGUUUAAAACGGAGAAGCAGCACAGACACCCGAGACGACAGCGAAGCAAUGGAGGGUGGACAGCUUCUUUCACACUGGUCGACAUGCCGCAUCGGCGAGAUGUUAAGGUUUCGCGUGCUUUGUGACGGCAAAUUGCGUCAAAUGUUUUCUGUUCGCGACGACACUGGACGACAGAGUAUACAGAGAGCCAGCAGGCGGAUUCGCAGUUUUUUCUGGAGGUUCGGAGACAGAAAGGCGAAGACAAACCAAGACACGGGGGAAACCCUGCCCACUGGCUUCUUUGUCGCUUUUGCCUCCUGGUGUCUGUGUCGUAAACAGUGCCCCGAAGAAAACCCAGUGCUCGACAUACGAUAUAGGAUUUGACUGUGAGAGAAAGAUAUUCAGUUUCAUGUUUGGCUUGACACUGCGACCGAGACUGGUCAAGAAACUCGCCAAACAAAACGUGGCAGAAAUCGGCUGUGCAACGCCGCGAAAUGAAGCCAGCAGAAGGCCGGCUGCAGUAAAGUGCCUGGUAAACAGAAAGGGCACCUGAGGAUUCAGUGCCCGAAAGUGUGUGCUUCCGCGUUCCACCGAACCCCGACGUUCAAACUUCACCCCGGAUACGUAUUAAUGUAAUCUUACUGCA